Messenger RNA from Zea mays, 1124 nucleotides. RefSeq lists its product as uncharacterized. Bases 167 to 430 code for a protein of 87 amino acids. The record is from RefSeq and is marked validated. The transcript has a single exon. Lineage: Eukaryota; Viridiplantae; Streptophyta; Magnoliopsida; Poales; Poaceae.
CAGCAACCAGCAAGCGGCAAGCGCGCGCACACACCAAACGCAACUGCAACUGCAACUGCAAGAGCACGCCACAGCAGAAACCAACAGUUCCACACGAAGCAAAAAAAGGGGACCCUACCCCUCUGCCGAUUUCCAUCCGCCGCCGUCGUCUGUGACCGACCAGACCAUGGACAAGAUCCUGGCCUUCUCCAUCCUGAGCUCGUCGCCGGCGGACAUCUCCGCGGCCGGCCUCUCCUCCUCCUCCUCCGCCGCCCGGCUCUCGUGGCGGGCUCGGCCCCAGGCGGCGGCGGCGGACGCGGCGCCAACGCCGAGGCAGGAGAAGGCGGCCGACCAGCGGGCCCCGGCGGCCGAGCGCCGGCGGGAGACGCGGCCGCGGUUCGCGCCCGAGUUCGACGGGCUGCACUGCUUCGAGUCCAUCGUCUCCGCCUGAACUUCGAGGGGCCUCCUCGUCACAUGCCGCCCCCGCGCUUGGAUUCGUUCCUGUCGGCGGUCACCGAGUGAAAAGGCGACGGCGACGAGUAAUUUGUACAGACCUGUUGUACUGUAUACCGCACCCAAAAAGUGAAUGGAUUACCUUCGUUUCAUACUUUGGUUUCGUUAUAAGGUUUGGUCCGAUGCGUCUUCGGCCUUCAAUUGUGGCAGAAGAUGGAAUUUGUGGGAGGUUCCCAUGAAUGUGAUCACCUUCGAUUCGAUUCGACACUGAAGUUGCUCUGUUCGUCGUCCUACUCUACGAAAAGGCAAUGGUGGUUCUUCUUCGGGGGAGAAACAAUAAAUAAACAUAAGAUGGAUGACGGAUUUGUUGUGCACUGAUUGGAUGAUGUAACGUCGUCCCGUGGAUGAUGCUGUGUCGGAUUAUCCAUUGGAGCACGACAAGUACCAGUUUUUAAGUAGAGUGUAGCAAUAAUUUAACUCGUCUGGUCAUAAACGAAGGCACCGGCAGCGCGUACACGUUACCCCCCAGCGGCCCAGCCAUAUGAUGAAACUGACGCAUGUGCUGUCGCGCCUCGCGACCAGCCAUGGAACUGAACGGGACAGUUCGGCUUGGGUUCAUCCACCGGCAGAUUACCUGGAGCUGGAGGACUCGGUUUCAAAUUGGAGACCAUCCAUCCAUUUCGGUACAGAAA